AUGAAAAAUAUGUUUUUUGAGGCGAAAGCUAGAUCUAAUAGAGGAUCUAUAAACAAUUACAAUGAAGAAAUGAAAAAAAAUCAAUUAAAAAAUACAAUUAAAUAUGAAUUAUUCAAAGAGAAAAUCAUAAAGAAAAAUUUUACAAGAUUUAUCGAGAAUUGUUACCCUCAAAGGAACAAUUUUACCACUUGGUUAUUAAAAGUUUUAGGAUUAUUAUUUUUUGUUACAAUGGCAUCAAAGAUUUAUCUUUUUUAUUAUUUUCCUAUUAAAGAAAAUGGAUUUUCUUCUUCUCUUAUGGUGGUUAAUGAGACACAUCUAAAUGAAAUUCAAGAGAAAGUAACCAUUUUCAAUAAAUCCCAGCACUUCAUUCUAUAUUUUAAUCGGCUACUAUAUGUACCUAUUAGCCGAUACACUCACUUCUUGUUCUCCAUUGUGCUUCUUCGUUGGUUUUACCUUACUCCUCAAUUGGUGGUAGAGACCUAUAAUAGCCGGUUAAAAUUUGAAAAGGAAUGCUAUCACUCAAAUAAUAUACAAAGAUUAGAUGAUUUAGAAAUAAUCAAUAGUAGAGAUUAUUCACAACAUAUAGACAAUAGAAAAACCCUAGCUUUAAUUGUUUACUUUGGAGCUACUAUCAAUCUUAUGGUUGAUGGUGUUAAUUCGGGUGAUCGGGUUGGUUUCGAACAGGUGUCAUUCGAUUCGAUUACUCACAAAAUAUGGAAACAGCCAAUUCAAGAUCGAUAUUAUAGAUGUAGCCAGCGUACCAAAAAGGAAAUAAGAACAAAUAAUGCAACAGACGGAUACAUUCUGAUUACUGCUAAUGGUGGACUUAAUCAAAUGAGAGCUGGGAUAAGUGACAUGGUGGCCAUAGCAUACCUCAUGAAUGCAACUUUAGUGCGACCAAAACUAGAUCAGAACUCGUAUUGGAAAGAUAAAAGUGAAUUUGCUGAUGUAUAUGAUUGGAAAAAAUUUACUCAAGUUCUUAAAGAAGAUAUUAAUGUGGUUGAAUCUAUUCCACCCGAGUUUGAAAGAAGGAAAUUUCUAGUCAAGGCACCUAUUUCUUGGUCAAAGGCUAAUUAUUACAAAUGGGAGAUGUCAAAAUUACUACGGAAAUACAAAGUGAUUCAUUUUAGUCAAACUGAUUCACGCCUCUCUAACAAUGGGCUUUCGGGCUCAAUACAAAGGUUACGAUGUCGGGCCAUGUUUGAGUCACUUGAAUACACAAAUGAAAUUAAAAGCCUUGCAAACAAUUUUAUAAGCAUUUUGAGAAGAAACAACACUCCUUAUAUUGCACUUCAUUUGAGGUAUGAGAAAGAUAUGCUAGCAUUUACAGCCUGCACUCAUAAUUUAACUUUAAAUGAGGCGCAAGAGCUUACAAAAAUGAGACGCCGUACAAGACACUGGAAGGAAAAACGAAUAAAUGGGGAGAAAAAGAGACAACAAGGAGCAUGUCCGAUGACUCCAAGAGAGGUUGCUGUGUUUCUCGAGGCACUAGGGUUUCUGAAUGAUACUAUAAUUUAUAUAGUUGCUGGAGAUAUUUAUGGCCAGAAUGGGUUUGAAACCUUACGUGCAAAGUAUCCAAACGUGUAUGAUCAUAAAACGUUAUCCAUUGAAGAAGAAGUUGCACCUUUUCAAGGUCAUUCCAAUAAACUUGCAGCUGUAGAUCAUAUGGUUGCUCUUGAUAGCGAUAUUUUUAUUUAUACUUAUAAUGGACAUAUGGCAAAAACAGUUAAAGGACAUAGAUUAUAUAAAGGAUUUCAUAAGACUAUCAGCCCUGAUAUAAAGAACUUUGUUAAGCUUAUUGAUCUAUUGGAUAGCAAACAAAUAUCAUGGAAAGACUUCUCUUGGAAAGUUAAGGAGUUGCACAAAGGAAGGGAUGGUUCUCCAACUUAUAGGCAAGUGGGACCCACCCCACGUUUAGAAGAGAGCUUUUACGCAAAUCCAUAUCCUGGAUGUAUAUGCAACAGGAGAAAUUAAAGGAACAACAUUGAAUACAAGUCUUUUUCUAGUGGAAAGGAAGUUUGGGCUUAUA
Molecule: messenger RNA, 2029 nt
Organism: Amaranthus tricolor (Joseph's coat)
Lineage: Eukaryota; Viridiplantae; Streptophyta; Magnoliopsida; Caryophyllales; Amaranthaceae
Product: O-fucosyltransferase 19-like
Exons: 11
Coding region: 1-1974 (657 amino acids)
Cellular component (GO): cytoplasm
Source: RefSeq, a predicted model, not a curated record